This is a messenger RNA of Piliocolobus tephrosceles (Ugandan red Colobus), 6659 nucleotides long. RefSeq names its product trafficking protein particle complex subunit 9 (gene TRAPPC9). NCBI's taxonomy places the organism in Eukaryota, Metazoa, Chordata, Mammalia, Primates, Cercopithecidae. Gene Ontology annotation, cellular component: trans-Golgi network. The record is from RefSeq and is a predicted model, not a curated record. The coding region runs from base 153 to 3689 and encodes 1178 amino acids. The transcript is spliced from 25 exons.
CCGCGCAGACGCAGGAGCAGCGCCGGCUCGGCCGCUAGUCGGAAACGCCAGCCCCGAGCCGGGGAAGUGGCCGCAGAGGCUGCUCGGUCCCGCUGCCCGCCAGGUCGUGGGCUCCCGCUCCGGGCCCGGGGCCACCGGCUGUGGACUUCAAAAUGAGUGUCCCUGACUACAUGCAGUGUGCUGAGGACCACCAGACGCUGCUCGUGGUGGUCCAGCCUGUGGGCAUCGUCUCCGAGGAGAACUUCUUCAGGAUCUAUAAGAGGAUUUGCUCUGUGAGUCAGAUCAGCGUGAGGGACUCCCAGCGGGUCCUCUACAUCCGCUACAGGCACCACUAUCCACCUGAGAACAACGAGUGGGGCGACUUCCAGACCCACCGCAAAGUCGUGGGCCUCAUCACCAUCACAGACUGCUUCUCGGCCAAGGACUGGCCGCAGACCUUCGAGAAGUUCCACGUGCAGAAGGAGAUCUAUGGCUCCACGCUGUAUGACUCCCGGCUCUUUGUCUUCGGGCUGCAGGGGGAGAUCGUGGAGCAGCCACGCACCGACGUGGCCUUCUACCCCAACUAUGAGGACUGCCAGACAGUGGAGAAGAGAAUCGAGGACUUCAUCGAGUCACUCUUCAUUGUGCUGGAGUCCAAGCGUCUGGACAGAGCCACAGACAAGUCUGGGGAUAAGAUCCCCCUUCUCUGUGUCCCGUUUGAGAAAAAGGAUUUUGUAGGACUGGACACAGACAGCAGACAUUACAAGAAGCGGUGCCAAGGCCGCAUGCGGAAGCACGUGGGGGACCUGUGCCUGCAGGCAGGGAUGCUGCAGGACUCCCUGGUACAUUACCACAUGUCAGUGGAGCUGCUGCGUUCUGUGAAUGACUUUCUGUGGCUUGGAGCUGCCCUGGAAGGAUUGUGUUCAGCUUCUGUCAUCUAUCACUAUCCUGGUGGAACUGGUGGGAAGAGUGGAGCUCGGAGGUUCCAGGGCAGCACACUUCCUGCUGAAGCAGCCAACAGACACCGGCCAGGGGCACAGGAAGUUCUCAUUGAUCCAGGUGCCCUCACCACCAAUGGCAUCAAUCCUGACACCAGUACUGAGAUUGGACGUGCUAAGAACUGCCUUAGCCCUGAAGACAUAAUUGACAAGUAUAAAGAGGCAAUUUCCUAUUACAGCAAGUAUAAGAAUGCAGGAGUGAUUGAGUUGGAAGCAUGCAUCAAGGCCGUACGUGUCCUUGCAAUUCAGAAACGGAGCAUGGAAGCGUCAGAAUUUCUUCAGAAUGCAGUUUACAUUAACCUUCGACAGCUUUCUGAGGAGGAGAAAAUUCAGCGCUACAGCGUCCUCUCCGAGCUCUACGAGCUGAUCGGCUUCCAUCGCAAGUCUGCGUUCUUCAAGCGCGUGGCCGCUAUGCAGUGCGUGGCCCCGAGCAUCGCAGAGCCUGGGUGGAGAGCCUGCUACAAACUCCUCCUGGAAACGCUCCCCGGCUACAGUCUGUCGCUGGAUCCCAAAGAUUUCAGCAGAGGCGCGCACAGAGGCUGGGCUGCGGUCCAGAUGCGUUUGCUCCAUGAACUGGUCUACGCCUCCCGAAGGAUGGGGAACCCAGCCCUCUCUGUCAGACACCUGUCCUUCCUUCUACAGACCAUGCUGGACUUCUUGUCGGAUCAGGAAAAGAAAGAUGUGACCCAAAGCCUAGAGAACUAUACGUCCAAGUGUCCCGGGACCAUGGAACCCAUCGCCCUCCGUGACGGCCUCACCCUGCCGCCCGUGCCCUUCACCAAGCUUCCCAUCGUCAGGCAUGUGAAACUGUUGAAUCUCCCUGCCAGCCUCCGGCCACACAAAAUGAAGAGCUUGCUGGGCCAGAACGUGUCGACCAAAAGUCCCUUCAUCUAUUCACCAAUCAUCGCACACAACCGUGGAGAGGAGCGGAACAAGAAAAUAGAUUUCCAGUGGGUUCAAGGAGAUGUGUGUGAAGUUCAGCUGAUGGUGUACAACCCGAUGCCGUUUGAACUUCGGGUUGAAAACAUGGGGCUGCUCACCAGCGGAGUGGAGUUUGAGUCUCUCCCUGCGGCGCUUUCUCUUCCGGCUGAAUCUGGUCUGUACCCAGUGACGCUCGUCGGGGUCCCGCAGACGACUGGAACGAUCACUGUGAACGGUAAGGAGAGUCCCUUCAUGGUUCCCGCUCAGCAGGGUCUGCUGCACCCUUGCAUGGCCUCCGCUACCUUAGGUGAGCCCAUCAGUGCCCUUGACCUUCCUGUCUUCCAGUUCCUCCAAUCAUAUUACUGUGUAGGAUUCUGCAAAGCCCCUUCAGACACCCCGUUCUGUGCCACAGUGGAACAGGCCGGCCUGGUGCCCUCUCGGUUUCUGUGUGGUUUUCCUCUCUCUCUCGUGGGUGUUGCUGUUGCUCGUUGCCUCUGUCGUUUUGACACCAAGUCCCACUUGCAUAUCUGGGCGUGGACAGAGGUGGAGAUGGAGCCGAGGACAGCUGUGGCUGCUGGCUCCGGUUACAACAUCCUCAUCACUGUCAUUGUUAUUAUUAUAGAAAAAUUGUAUGGUGACUUCUUGAGCUGGAAGCUGGAAGAAACCCUUGCUCAGUUCCCUUUGCAGCCUGGGAAGGUGGCCACGUUCACAAUCAACAUCAAAGUGAAGCUGGAUUUCUCCUGCCAGGAGAAUCUCCUGCAGGAUCUCAGUGAUGACGGAAUCAGUGUGAGCGGCUUUCCGCUGUCCAGCCCUUUUCGGCAGGUCGUUCGGCCCCGAGUGGAGGGCAAACCUGUGAACCCACCCGAGAGCAACAAAGCAGGCGACUACAGCCACGUGAAGACCCUGGAAGCUAUCCUGAAUUUCAAAUACUCUGGAGGCCCGGGCCACACUGAAGGAUAUUACAGGAACCUCUCCCUGGGGCUGCAUAUAGAAGUCGAGCCGUCUGUGUUUUUCACCCGAGUCAGUACUCUCCCAGCAACCAGUACCCGGCAGUGUCACCUGCUCCUGGACGUCUUCAACUCCACCGAGCAUGAGCUGACCAUCAGCACCAGGAGUAGCGAGGCGCUCAUCCUGCAUGCCGGCGAGUGCCAGCGAAUGGCUAUUCAAGUGGACAAGUUCAACUUUGAGAGUUUCCCAGAGUCCCCUGGGGAGAAGGGGCAAUUUGCAAACCCCAAGCAGCUGGAGGAAGAGCGGCGGGAAGCCCGAGGCCUGGAGAUCCACAGUAAGCUGGGCAUCUGCUGGAGAAUCCCCUCCCUGAAGCGCAGCGGCGAGGCGAGUGUGGAAGGACUCCUGAACCAGCUCGUCCUGGAGCACCUGCAGCUGGCGCCUCUGCAGUGGGAUGUGCUGGUGGAUGGACAGCUGUGUGACUGUGAGUCUGCGGCGGCCUGCCAGGUGGGCGACCCUGUGCGCCUGGAAGUGCGGCUGACCAACCGGAGCCCGCGCAGCGUAGGGCCCUUCGCCCUCACCGUGGUCCCCUUCCAGGACCACCAGAAUGGCGUGCACAACUACGACCUGCACGACACCAUCUCCUUCGUGGGCUCCAGCACCUUCUACCUCGACGCGGUACAGCCGUCUGGCCAGUCGGCCUGCCUCGGGGCCCUCCUCUUCCUCUACACGGGCGACUUCUUCCUCCACAUCCGGUUCCACGAGGACAGCACCAGCAAGGAGCUGCCACCUUCUUGGUUCUGCCUGCCCAGCGUGCACGUGCGCGCCCUGGAGGCGCAGGCCUGAGCCCGCCCACUUCCGUCCCUAUUUCUGCAGGGCCAGAGGUGAUCCAGCCUGGCCUCCCACACCCCCUGCGAUGAGCAAGGCCUUCACUGCAGCCCCGUCUCCUCCUCCUCCCCCAACCCCCACCCAGCCCUCUCCUCCCAUUCCUCCUGUAGCAUCUUUGCUGGGCUACGCAGAAGCCCCCAGACAUGGCAGCCCCACCCCGUGCCACACCGCUUCCCACACUGUUCCCUGGACUAUACACAGGCCAGAGCAGAGGACACCCCAGAGUGGGUGCUCAUUCAGCCCAGGUCCCAGGAUCCCUGCAUCCGUUUCUGUGACCUGGGGCCCCAGCCGUGCUGUGCUGCUCACCCCAGCAGAGGGACCUCCCUCAUCCAGCCACUUCCCUUUGGCCAUAGAAAGAAACGGUGAGCAUGAGGCUGGGCACAGCCUGAGGGCGUGGGCAGCUUCCCUCCCUCCCUGGGCCUUGGAAUCCCCCAAGGCUGGUUUUCUUCCUGGAGACCCCCAUGGGCAACUUGGCAGGACAGAUGAUGCCGUAGGUGGUCAUGGAUGGUUGACACCAAGAGAGGCCUUCCACCCAUGGUGGGCAAAUGUCCAGGCCUGGGCUGCCAGCCCAAGGCUGUUUCUGGGUGCUCCCUGGCCCCAGGGUGGUAUCUGGGUACCGUGGCUCUGUGUGUCCAUGUCUGCAAGCAGUUCUUCAAUAAAUGGCCUGCCUCCUCCUCCUCCCUGCCUCCCUGCAUCUGCUGGCCCAGUGCAGUCCAGGGCCCCCACCUAGCCCGUCAGUGGCUGGCUUCCCAGCAGAAGCAGACCCAGGAAGGGACAGGUUCUGAGUUAGAGAUCCUGCAUAAGCAAACCCUGAGACAGGAAUCUGGGCACCAGCAGCUUGUCUGGGAGGUGGAGGGGAGCCCCUCAGGGGAGGGAGAUCGCCAGUGAAGGAAUGUGACUGGGCCCGAGCUGCUGCCACAGUGGGCAGCUGGCCCUGCGUUCCUCAAGGAGAACAGGAGAGAGAAAGCACACGGCUCACAUCUCCCUUGAGGGCCAGAGCUGGGGGGUGUCUACACCACCCACAAGAGUCCUGGCCUGGGGGCAGGCUCCUGGCUGUGUUGACCCUUGGCUCUCCAGUUCCCGGGAAGGAUAAACAGCGCUUGGUCCCCAGCAGAUAUCAGGCUUUGUCAGGCAUCCACUGGGCACUGAAAGUCCCAUGGAGUAUUGGGGGACAGAGAGUAAGGCUUCCUCAAGGCCACUUGGCCGAACAGGCAGAACCAGAAAGUGGCUGCCCUGGCCCCCUAUGCGGCAGAGUCGUGUUGGCAUCAGGAGGCCUGCAGGGCUGAGGGAGCUUCGGGAGGACCUGAAGCCCCAGGCCCAAACCUCCCUCGCUGGGAGCAAGGUCACCCUGUGGCCUCCGGCCUGAGGAGCAGAUUUUUUGUUCCAUCUGUGUCCUCCUACUGUUGCCCAGUGAAUGAUGGGAGCACUGUGAUGCGGUGUGGGCUGGGGGCAUGUGGGGGCAGGUGUCCAGUGGUCCUCAGUCCCUGGAGCUCAUUCAGCAUCUGCUCGAGGCUCCCCAGGGAAGGCAGCCCCAGAAGGUCUGGCUGCAGUAGUGGGUGGGGACCUGAGGGCGGUCUCUUCAGCCCUUCCCUUCAGGAUGCAUCAGUGUAGUUGAGGGCCUGGCCACUUGGGCUGUUUCUGAAUGGAACAAACAGCAUCCAUGUAUGUCAACCUCAACAGAACCCAAAACUAUGCCAUUGAAUGAAACAGCACUUUGCAGGAUGAUGGGUGCAGCCCAACCCCACUUGUGUAGACAGUGUGCCCCCCAAAUUAUAAAUUUUAUAUGCCUCCGAGCGUGUCUAUAACAACGUGUUUAAAGGUAGAAAGGAUACACAUCCCCUGUAGAAGAGUGACCUCAACUGGGGUUGCAGUUGACAUCUCAUCUGAUGUCACAAUGAGGGUGCUGGUCACCAGGGACUUGAGUAACAUACUUUCCCUUCAAAAGCAGAAGAGAUCAAGAUACACGUACACACAUGCUACAGAUAUAGAUCCAGCCAUAGAUCCAGAUUAGAUAUAGAUGCAUAUAGAAGCCUAGAAAAGCCAAUAUGGAAAACUCUGCUAGGUCUGAUUCUGAGUGGCAAGCAUAUUGGUGACUGUAAUUCUUUUUUGCAGUUUUCUGUAUUUUUUAGUUUUCCAAAAUACAAAAAAUACCCACAACAGUUACCAGAGAAAAUGCUGGAUGCCACAAGAAGAAUGUCAAGGGGCAGGAGGCAAAGUUGUCUUCUUAGAGGAGGGAGUGUUAGAAAUAACCCAGGCCUCCUGGAAAAUGACCCAAAUACAGCCUGACUCUGCCAGCCCCAGGCCCUUCCCAAGCCCCAGGGCACCCUUUCUGUCCCAGUAGAGAAGGUGACCUGGAGUCAGGUCUUGUGUGUGCUCCAAGCAUUUGGAGCUUUACCAUGGGAUGUGGGGAGCCAGGGGUGUUGUUUGCUGGCAUUUCUGUGGCUGGGUCAUUCUGGCUGUGGAGCUGUGUUCGUGGGCAAUGGCUGAGAUGGAGGACCUGAGGCAGGUGUCUCAGUGACAGCGCAGUAUCCUCCAGCCUCUUCCAGGGCCCCAUGCUGCUGGCUACCUGGCAAUACGGUCCAGCGGUUGCUGCUUCUCUAGGACCCUGGUGCAUUCAGAAACCUCCUGAAGGUCAGCGGAGGGUAAACCAGGAAUAGACCAUGUCCACUUCACUUCACUAGCUGAGCGGGUUGGUUUUGCCCUUCUGAUCCUUGGUCCCUCAGGGCAGGACAGGCCUGCAGUGACCCCAUAAUCAUGCAACCGUCAUGCUCUGUCAUCUGAAAUUCACAAGGAAGGCAAGGAUUCAAAGGAAGAUGUCUGAGAAGCUGAAUUCCAGCUCAGCCACUUGCCAACUCCUUGACCUUGGACAAGUUACUUAAAUUAAGCCUUGAUUUUUUUCAUCUGAAUAAAUAGAGAUACAAAUACUUA